AAUUUCUAUUUUGCGGGAUGCAAAUAACGAAUGGAAAUGUAAAAGAGAUCUAAUAGAUGGCAAUAUAAAGAUAGAAAAGGAAAGAUUAAAGAACACAAUAGAAGAACUGAACACUAAAAAAGAAGAAUUAAGCGAAGAGUUAAAAGAAAAAUCAUUUAAAGUUAAUAAUUUAGAAGAAGAAUUAAAGGUAUAUAAUAACGAAAAAGCCACUCUAGAAAAAGAGAAGUGUUUGUACAAAGCAUUGUUGGUUGAAUUAGAAAAAGACAAAGAUAAUUUGAUCAGUGAUAAUAAAAAAUUGGAAAGUGAGAAACAAGAGUUACUUGAUGGAAGAAGUAACUUAGAAUCAAACUUAAUUAAAUUGAAAACUAACUUUGAUGAAUUGAAACACAAUUUAGUGAUACUUGAUGAAGAAAAAACUGAAAUGAUUAAUGAACUAGAAAGAACUAAGUCCUGUAUGAAUACUUAUAAUGACUUAAACACGCAAUUAAAACAGGAAUUAGAAAAGCUGGAAAUUGAAAAAGGUGAUCUGAUUGAAGAGAAAAAUUUGAUUUUGUUAAAAAUAGCCGAUAUUGAAAAUGAAAAGCUUAUAUUAGAAAAUGAAGUGAUACCAACAUUGAAAGAAGAAAAUUUACGAUUGACGAAAUUAGUCGAUGAAGAUAAAACGGUUAUAACAAACUUAAAGGAACUAAUGAAAGAGAAAUCUGAACAAAAUGAUAAACUGUCUCAAGAUAACGACGCGGAGAAAGUGACUCUUACGAAUAAAUGCCAAGUUUUGGAAGAAAAUCUUACGCAAGCCGAAUUAAAUCUUGAUAAAAGAAACGCUGAAAUAAAUGAAUUAAAAAAACAACUAGAAAUAUGUAUAUCUGACGCAAAACAACGUGAAACUGAAUUACAAGAAAAUAAUAAAACAUUACUUGAACAAUAUGAAGAAAAAGAGAUGAAAAUACAUAAAUUAAUACAAGAUUUAAAAGAAGAAAGAGCGACAAUGUCAAGAUGUGAACAAGAACUGCAAAGUAAAGAAAUUAGAGUCUUAGAACUUAAACAAAGGUUGAAUAUGGCUGAAACUGAGAAUAGAGAAGUUGCACAAAACGAAAAAUUGCAUUUUACAGAAAUUCUUAAGAGAAAAGAUGAAGAAUGUGAAUUAUUGAGAAACGAGAAUAAUGAAUGGAAAAUUAAAAUGGACGCUUUAGAAGUUGAAUUUAAAGAUGAAAAGAAUUCUCUACAAGAUGAACUACAAACGCAAAUCACGAACAAUGAACAAUUAGCUAAACAUCUGGAACUGACACUCCAACAAUCAAAUGAACUUAAUAACAAACUAUUUACUUAUAAUAAUGAAAUAACGGAAUUAAAAAAAGAAAUUAAUGACAUUAAAAAUGAAAAAGAUAAAAUUUUAAGCGACAAUAAUUUACUUAUUCAAGAGAAUAAUAAAAAUAUUGUAAAAUUAAAUGAAGUACAAAAAGAUUUUGACGUUCUACAAAAUGAAUUGACUCUAAUUAAAAAAGAUAAUGUGCAAUUGAAAAGCACUGUAGUUACUUAUGAAACAGAGAUUACAAAUUUGGAAAAGGUAAUUCAAAAAGUAAUGAAACAAAAUGAUCUGUUCAAAGAAAAUAUUGAUAAUUUAGAUAUUGACGACAAAUGUAGAGUUCUACAAGAAUAUAUUAUAAAAAUAGAACAAGUAUUAGAACAACGACGAACAGAAAUAAAUGCAUUAAAAGAGGAAAUUAAGAUUGUGACAUCUGAAGCCAAAGUACAUGAAACUGAUUUGAAACAGAAGAACGAAAUGUUGACAAAGAAUUUAGAGGAAAAGGACGAUGUUAUUUUAAAAAUUAAUCAAGAAUUAGCCAAAGAAAAAAUACUUAAUUGUGAAUAUCAAAAACAAGUGCAGUUACAUCAAUACGAUAUCAGUGAAUUGGAGAAGAAAUUGAGCAAGUUGAAAGAUGGUGUCGAUAGGAAUUGGGAAAUUGAUACAAGUGACGUCGACAGAAUUGGAAAGUGUGAUGAGGUAGAGGCGCGUGGCCCCGCGCUCCAGCCUCACCCCGACACACAGGUACAUAGCUCAUCAUCCGACACUCAUUCCAACACAGAGAAGAACAAAAUCAUUUCAGAUCUAGAGAGAAUACUGAAUGACAAAAAUAGAACAAUUAGUAAUCUUAAUAGUGAUAUAACUUACUUGAAGUCGAUGAUGGCCGAGUCGGAAAGCGAAGUGCUGGACAAGAACAAGGAGCUGGAGUCGAGCAGAGAGAACUGCCAGCAACUCUCGCUUCAGCUCAAGAAAAUCGUGCACCAAAAGAAUGAGGAAAUUAUGGAUCUGAAGAGGCAGAUCACCAAGAUGAGCCUCACGGAGAAUCGCGCCUCGCAGAUAAUCAAAGUGUCCGCCAGGUACCAGGAGAUCAUACAAAAGAGGAUCGCAGAAAUUAAAUCCGAUACGGUGCUAAAAGAGUUGACGAACUACGGCAACGCGACCAACGGCGACCUCAAGCGCAGCUUGAACUCGGGCUCCAUCACCAUGGAGGACCUCGAGAACUUCCUGGAGACGACCGACAGGCACCUGCGCCGCUGCGCAGAGAAGCGCGCCGCGCUGCAGAAGGAGCGGGACAGACUGCUCGAGGUCAACAGGAUAAACGAGUCCGACGUUAUCAACAUAAAGAAGUUCCUCACCGAGCUUUCCGUCAGCGUGAAGACGUUCAAUUCCUACAAGGAGAUGUAUUCGCAAAAGCUAAGCAGGGUCAUUCUCCUGCAAAGGACGGUGAGGCGAGAGAUACUGAAGGUGGAGGAGCGGCUGUGCGAGGAGGCGAGGUGCAAGCUGGAGCGCACGUACGCGGCCGUGAUGCAGGACCUGGUGGAGUGCGCCCUCAACCUGGAGCGCUGGGUGGAGCGCUGCGUCGCGCGCGCCUUCUCCUCGGAGAAGAUGAAGCAGGCCUUCAUGAGCGACCUCGACCGCGCCUCUCUCGCCUCCGCCUCCUUCCAGAGCGCCGCGCUCGAGGCGCAAAUAGACGAGCUGGAGAACUCCUUCCAGAAGGUCUUGGAGGAGGUGGCCCGCGCGUUGAAGGGCGACGGUGGGGCCGGGGGGCGGCGCGCGGUGGGGGGCGGGGGCACGGUGGCGGAGGUGCGCGCAGAGUACGAGGACAAGCUGACUCGGAUGAAGGCGAAAAUGAAAGAGUUGUACAGCCAAGAGAUCGAGGUGUUCAAGGAGCGGCAGCGGCGCGAGGUGGAGGCGCUGGAGCGCGAGUUGUCGGCAACGCGAGCGCGCCUCGCGGAGACCAGCGGCGCGUACGAGGAGCACAUCCGCGGCCUCACCAGCGAGAUGUGGCGGCUUGGCGAGCGCCUGGUCGAGCGCGACGAGGACCGCCCCCGCGCCCUGCGCGCACCCUCACUCAUGUCCCUGCAGCAGAUGCCUUCGUCCGGUGCGGCGACGCACGCGGAGGAUCGCAGCCGAGCUUCAGAUACGCAUUCCUUGAGAUCUCUUCCUGUAAAUAUUAAUAACAAGAAAAAAGAGGGUCGCGGCUUGCACAUGUCCGAUGAGGAGGGCGAGGUGUUCGACAACCGGUACCUGCGGGAGCUGCGGUCCCCGGGGGAGGCGGCGCGCGGCGGAGGGGUGGGGCGGGCGAGCGAGCUGGCCACGCCCCGCGGCCGCGGAGACCCCGUCCACCGCCUCUCCGAGCUGCGCUGGCGCAACUCGCUCUGCCUGCCGCAUCUCAAGAGCUCGUACCCCGCUGAGACGCAGUUCGUAGCGGCACACGAAGACGAUAUUAAAGCUGUUCCCGCCAACGCGACAGUCGGCGGGCGUCAGCAGCGCAAGGAGGUGGGCAUCACGGCGUACAAGAAGCCCGGCCCGCCCACACCCAGCAAGCAGGCCGGCCGCCUCUCCGCCACGGACUGUGAGCUGCGAGAGUCGCUGCGCGUGGAGGCGGAGCCGCAUGGUGCGGGGGGCGGGGCGCAGGCUGGGCGACGCACGGCCACGCCCUCGCGACUGCGCGCCCUCUUCACCUCCAACAGGAGCGACGCCGUCGACGGCACCCCUCGCAGUAGAAGAUUGAGUAAUUUCUUCAGGAAAAAAUAACGAUUCAUCGCCACCGUCUUGUCCGUAUUAUUAAUUGUUAAUUAAAUUAUACCUA
This is a messenger RNA of Papilio xuthus (Asian swallowtail), 4115 nucleotides long. RefSeq names its product interaptin-like. Bases 422 to 4060 code for a protein of 1212 amino acids. The record is from RefSeq and is a predicted model, not a curated record. The transcript has 11 exons. Lineage: Eukaryota; Metazoa; Arthropoda; Insecta; Lepidoptera; Papilionidae.